AUGUCUGCUUGUUUCGAACAAAUCGUUAUCAUCACUCCUGAAUUUGAUCAUCCGUCCUUCCCCGCUUUCCUCGCGAAACCGGAGCGCGGUGGUCCAGGUCUAAUCCUCAUCACGGAAAAUCUUGACAUCACGCAAGAGGUUGAACAAGAGGCCAUCAUACUUAGUCAAGAAGGAUACAUCGUAUUGGUACCGGACUUAUCAGAAAUUUCACCAGAUGAUCAGGAAGAGGUCGUGUUUGCCUACGGAAUGGUGAAUCAUCUUGAAC
Molecule: messenger RNA, 265 nt
Organism: Acaulospora colombiana
Lineage: Eukaryota; Fungi; Glomeromycota; Glomeromycetes; Diversisporales; Acaulosporaceae
Source: the annotation of a GenBank genome assembly